AUGUCUACAGUUACCGCAACGGCGCUUCAAAGCGUAUAUCCUCCCAUAAUCCCACUAUCUUUCAAUUCGAACCAGCCAAACACGAUACGACUAUAUCCCCUUUCCAAUUACACGUUCGGGGUGAAGGAGACGCAGCCAGAAGAAGACCCUUCAGUUAUAGCACGGCUGAAGCGCCUCGAGGAGCACUACAACGCCCACGGCAUGCGUCGUACCUGCGAAGGCAUCCUCGUCUGCCAUGAACACAAUCAUCCUCAUAUCCUUAUGCUCCAGAUAGCCAAUGCAUUUUUCAAGCUACCCGGUGACUACCUCCGACCAGAGGAUGACGAGAUCGAAGGAUUCAAGUCCCGAUUAGAUGAGCGAUUGGCGCCAGUGGGCAAGCUAGGCGAGGGGGAGGAGCCGGCCAACUGGCAAGUCGGAGACUGUCUCGCGCAGUGGUGGAGGCCCAACUUCGAGACCUUCAUGUAUCCGUUCAUCCCGGCCCACGUCACGCGACCAAAGGAAUGCAAAAAGCUUUAUUUCAUACAGUUGCCGAAGAGUAAGGUCCUGAGUGUACCGAAGAACAUGAAGCUGCUUGCCGUGCCGCUUUUUGAGCUUUACGACAACACCGCCCGAUAUGGACCCCAGCUAUCUGCCAUUCCCCACCUCCUAAGCCGAUAUAACUUCGAGUUCGUCAACGAAAACGGCGAGGUGGUUGCUGCCACACCUGGAGCGAGCCCCGAGGUCUUCAACCUCAAGACGAAGGUCCUCGCCGGAGGCGAUGAGGAUAUGAGAGACGUCAAGGAGGAGAAUGGCCACAACUAG
Messenger RNA from Daldinia childiae, 801 nucleotides. Its product is annotated as Pre-mRNA cleavage factor Im 25 kDa subunit 2. NCBI's taxonomy places the organism in Eukaryota, Fungi, Ascomycota, Sordariomycetes, Xylariales, Hypoxylaceae. Gene Ontology annotation, molecular function: mRNA binding. The coding region runs from base 1 to 801 and encodes 266 amino acids. Gene Ontology annotation, cellular component: mRNA cleavage factor complex. The transcript is spliced from 2 exons. The record is from RefSeq and is a predicted model, not a curated record.